This is a messenger RNA of Bradysia coprophila, 733 nucleotides long. Its product is annotated as pfs47 receptor-like. The record is from RefSeq and is a predicted model, not a curated record. Lineage: Eukaryota; Metazoa; Arthropoda; Insecta; Diptera; Sciaridae.
AUUAUAUUUAGUUAUCUUAUCUUGAAAGUCGUUAUCAGUCAUAUUCACAAAAUGAAAUAAUGGAAAGGUCUGGUGAACAGUACACGUCUAUUACCGAUUUUACUGUCGUUUCCGACUCAGCCCUGCUUCGUUAAUAAAACUUUGAAUCAUGAGUCUGUAUUGGGUACCAAAGUCCAACGGAGAAUAUGUGGAAUCUGGUGGAGUUCACGCAGGUACUGAUUCCGGCAACGAACUAUUCGUUGCACGAGCCUACCAUGAAGGAGCCGUUGUACCUGGAAAACUGCAUGUUUCUCAUUCUUCCGUCUAUAUUCCAUAUAACAUGGCCGAAGUUCCCGUUCAAAAUUAUGAGGUUCUUGUUGCACCUGUUGGUGCCUUGAGUUGGAUCGAUGGUGAGGGUGGCGGUGUUCCAAGCAAUGCUGUCGUAGGUGGUCAAACGAAUGAUGGGGAGACUUUAUAUAUUGGACGUGUUGUUCAUAACGGAACGGUGACUGUAGGAAAAAUUCAUCCUAGUCAUGGCGUUUGCUACUUUCCAUAUGGAGGAGAGGAGCUAAAUUCCAAUUUAUACGAGGUUUUGGUUAAGAAUGCCUUUGGCAGACACUUGGGGCUGUGAAGUGGCAAUUAAGAGUGAACUCUGCUGAGAUUACAGAAAUUUGUUAUAAUCAAACUCUAAUCUGUCAGAAAUUAAUUUUCUGUCUGGUAAUGGUGAUUGCACGCUUUAAAUAAAUUAGUUCUC